Molecule: messenger RNA, 1588 nt
Organism: Colletotrichum navitas
Lineage: Eukaryota; Fungi; Ascomycota; Sordariomycetes; Glomerellales; Glomerellaceae
Exons: 5
Coding region: 145-1461 (438 amino acids)
Source: RefSeq, a predicted model, not a curated record
CUCACAUAUGUUUGCAAAAGGGAGCUGCAGUUGAAAAGGCAUGGCAUUUCCCGAAAAUCUUUGUCUAUUUUUUAACGUCAUUUUCUGAUCAACUUGCCCAUCGCAUCACUUGAAGCCCGGAACAUCAAGCUGCAUCGUUCGAAGAUGACGAACGUUGACUUUCAGUUGCCAUCGCUAGAGGAUAGAUGGACACAUUGCAAAGCGCAAGAUGACCAGAAGACAUCUCUCAUUUCGGAUUUAUUCAUCCACGUCAAAGAACUCACCGACAAGCUGUCCGAGGCUGAGUCAGAGCUCAAAAACAAGAACUUGCUUGUCAGAUCGAUGUGUGACACCGUCAACAGUCACAAGGAGCAAGUUGAUCUGUUGCAAACGGCGAAGGACAAACAUUGUUUUGCUUUGGUUCUGAUUGAUGGCGAUUGCAUGUCGUUCAUGGACGACCUCAUCGAGCAAGGCUUAGAGGGAGGCAAGCAAGCAAUAAGAUCUCUUAGACAGGCAGUAGCCUCAGAGUUGAAGUCUGUUGAUCCCUCUCUACCCCAUCACCUGCAAUUGGUCGUUCGUGUCUUCGCCAAUAUAAAGGGUCUAGCGAAGACUUACACAGAAAUGGGCAUAAUUCGUGAUCCGAGUGUCCUGUAUGAGUUUGUCAGAGGCUUCAACAUGACGAAUGCGAUGUGCGAAUAUGUGGAUGCGGGAAAUGGUAAAGAGUGCGCAGACGAGAAGAUGAAAGGAAACUUUGAGUUUGGCGUAGCCGACGUACAUUGCCGGCAUGUUUUGUUCGGUGCCUCGGCGGAUAGCGGAUACGCCCGUCUUCUGGGAUCUCACCUCGAGACCGAUGAGGUUUCGAAGAAGGUUAUCCUGAUAGAGGGACCUCCUUUUGCGAAAGAGCUGUCUGAGAUCAGCGAUCGAUUUCGCGUCGCUUCCUUUGACAAAGUCUUUAGACGAAGAAAGCUCAUCAACAUCAAGCGCAAGGUACCGGACCACAUCACGCCUCCUCCAACCCCGUCACCAAAUUACGCCUCGGCAGCCGCAAAGCCUGUCUUGUCAUCGUCGGCGCAAAGUUCGUCUCAGUCUCAUCGCUCGAUGAGCGUCUCGACACCACCCAGCAGGGGAGUAUACCGGAACAGGGCUGGUCAGCGUGUCGACCCUCCCGUCAGUUAUUCACACCAAGACUUUAUCAUUUUGAAGAGUAAAAAGUUGUGUAACAGUUUCCAUCUCACCGGCAAAUGUUACUACAAAGAGACGUGGGGGAAUUGCAGUCAUGAGCACGGACAAUCCCUGAGUCCAAAAGAGUUGGACGCUCUCCGGGCCGUUGCCCGCCACUCAUGGUGCCGUUCCGGCUCAAACUGCAACGAUCCCAAUUGCGUGUUCGGUCAUCAGUGCCCUCAAGAUGGCUGCAACGGGGCAGGUUGUCGGUACAACUUCCCAUCGCAUUUGCACAAUAUUGAUAAGAAGAUUAUUGAGUAAUCUAUUGCAACUUGUGGGUUGCAAAUGGACUAUUAUUUUGGAAAGGACUAUGUCUCGUUUUGUCACCGCUUGUUCCGUUUGCUAUUCUUGUUGCAAAAUCUGAUUUUCUAGAAUAUAAACGAAAAAC